GUACCAGAUGGAUCUGUGGUAGCUUUAGUCUCCAAGCAAGUCACAGCCUACAAUGCAGUCAACAAUUCCACAGUCUCCCGGACGUCAGCCAGCAAAUAUGAAAACAUGAUCCGUUACACAGGCAGCCCGGACAGCCUCCGUUCCCGCACACCCAUGAUCACCCCUGACCUUGAGAGUGGAGUCAAGAUGUGGCACUUGGUGAAGAACCAUGAGCAUGGUGACCAAAAAGAGGGUGACCGGGGCAGCAAGAUGGUUUCUGAGAUCUACCUGACAAGACUACUUGCCACCAAGGGUACCCUCCAGAAAUUUGUAGAUGACCUCUUUGAGACCAUCUUCAGCACUGCUCACCGUGGCAGUGCGCUUCCCUUGGCUAUCAAAUACAUGUUUGACUUCCUGGAUGAGCAGGCCGACAAGCACAACAUCCAUGACCCCCAUGUGCGGCACACCUGGAAGAGCAAUUGCCUGCCGUUACGGUUCUGGGUUAACAUGAUCAAAAACCCACAGUUCGUCUUCGACAUCCACAAGAACAGCAUCACAGAUGCCUGCCUCUCUGUAGUGGCUCAGACUUUCAUGGACUCCUGUUCCACCUCAGAGCACCGUCUGGGCAAAGACUCACCCUCCAACAAGCUUCUCUAUGCCAAGGACAUCCCCAGCUACAAGAACUGGGUGGAAAG
Molecule: messenger RNA, 674 nt
Organism: Phaethon lepturus (White-tailed tropicbird)
Lineage: Eukaryota; Metazoa; Chordata; Aves; Phaethontiformes; Phaethontidae
Product: plexin-A4-like
Exons: 4
Biological process (GO): regulation of cell migration; semaphorin-plexin signaling pathway involved in axon guidance; positive regulation of axonogenesis
Cellular component (GO): semaphorin receptor complex
Molecular function (GO): semaphorin receptor activity
Source: RefSeq, a predicted model, not a curated record